This is a messenger RNA of Bombina bombina (fire-bellied toad), 4220 nucleotides long. Its product is annotated as synaptotagmin-13-like. The transcript is spliced from 5 exons. NCBI's taxonomy places the organism in Eukaryota, Metazoa, Chordata, Amphibia, Anura, Bombinatoridae. Bases 969 to 1877 code for a protein of 302 amino acids. The record is from RefSeq and is a predicted model, not a curated record.
CAAGGCAGCCUGGGGCCAUACUCUCUGAUCCUUGUGACCUUCCCCAACAGCCAUAGCUAUUUGUCUUCCUGCAGAACCUAUUAAGUAAUAAAGCUCAGCUCGGCCAGAGAUACAACACGCCAGCCUGUGGCCCCUGCUCUCUGCUCCUUGUUACCACCUCCAAUAGCCAGAGCUAUUUGUCUUGCUGCAGUACCUAAAGCUCAGCACAGCUAGACAUACAAGCCAGACUGGAAAUCAGAGCACUGGGGAGGUGCAAUCAACCUGGGAGGCAAAUGUACCACAUUUUUCAAGUGUUAAGUACAAAGAAUGAUUAAUUCCUCCUCCUUAUGCUGAAAAACAAAUUCUGAGACCAGAAUCAGAUGUGGAGUUUUUGCAGUAGGACACAUUGUGCUCCUCUGGAUACAGAAGGACAAUUUCAGGAUGCAGCAGGACACACUGACCUUGUUUAGGCACAGGACUUGUCUUGGUUUUCCUUCAGGGGGAGCAAUUGAUCUUCUCUGGAAACAGAAGGGCAUCUCUUUUGCUUUUUGUUCAGCGAGACCUAUUAAACGUCUCUGGGCACAGAAGUGUAUGUCUUGCGAUUUUCCUUCAGGGAGACCUAUUGAGCACAUGAGGACACAUUUUGCUUAUCCUGACUUAAGCAAGACCUAUUGAGCUUCUCUGGGCACCAAGGACAACUCUUGCUUUUCCCAACUUCAGCAAGACCUUUUGAGCUUCUCUUGGCACAGAAGGGCAUUUAUUGCUUUUCCUGACUUCAAGGAAACCAACUGAGAUUCUCUGGGCACAGAAGGACAUCUUGUGCUAGAGCUACUGCAGAUACCACAGGCACCUCCAGCAUGAGAUCAUUUCUGGGCUCUCUUUAUAGUGGGUCAAUUUUAGAUGUAGUUUCUGCAGAAGGACAUCUCCUGGUUAAGUCAUAUUAGGAUUUGUUUGUUCCACUAAACAUAUGGAACUACCCAGAGGUCAACAUGUUACCAGCUCCUGUAAUUGCCUUGGGAGCCACCCUUGGAACAGCUACAGGUAUCUUUGCUAUCUUUGGACUGAUAUGCUUUUGCAUGUGUUUAAAGUGUAAGAAUAUGUUCUCUGGCCACCAGAAUGAGAGACCGGUGACCAUGAUUAUGGUGCAGCCAGGACCUCUGAUGAGCAUUUCCAAGUGCACUGAACCAGUUCAGCCGCAGGCAAAGCUUCACUUCCCACAGAUCUACUACUCUACGCAAACAUCUCCAGAUGUCACUAGCUACAAACAGGAUUCUCUGAAGAAGAUGAGACCGCAGAAACAUGGCUAUCCAACUGAGAACUGGAAGGGAACAGAUAUGGAAAUCAGCCCUGGAGAACCUGCUGGAGACCAAACAGCGCACGCUUCUGCACUAGAGAAAGAAAAUAUAGAACAGACAGCUAUUUCUAACCAUGUCCUGAAACUUCACUAUUCCAUUUGGUAUGAGCUGCAGACAGAAGAGCUACGUGUAUCUUUUUUAGAAGGACUGUGCACCUCAGACACUGAGGACAAACACUAUGGCAAUCACUGUUAUGUCUUGGGAAUCUUGACUACCAUUAGCGGUUUAAUGGAGACACGAACAACUCUGAUAAAGAGUGCUCCUUAUGUUGCAUGGGAAGAAACUCUAUUAUUCCGUUUGAAGCAGGAGGAGAGGAGUAAGGCUACACUAACACUCACUCUGAGGCACUGUGAUCAAUUCACCAGACAACAUACUCUUGGGGAGAUUACACUGAGUCUGGAGAAUAUUCACUAUGGGACAACGCAUUGGGUGGACCUCAAGGCUCCAGAAAAGUUAUGCCAGGACUCAAGUCGCACUAAUUCUUCGAGCACAGUUUCGGCUGGAGUUGAGAAACAUGGCUGUAAACAAUCUGCUUUUAGUUAGAAGCAAAAUGAACUUUAAUAAAUGAAAUUUCCCUUGUACAAGAACAAAACUAAUAUGGGUCACAUUCUACUCUCCAUAUCGAGGUUUUGGUUUCGGAUAUUUGCAGCAUGUGUUUUGACUGAUUACAAUUACAAAUGGAUUCUGCUGAUAAAAGGUCCUUAGCCACAAAAUAAUUUUUGGUUGUUAAGCUCUUGUUAUUAGAAUUGAAACUGGGAAUCAAACAAACGUGACAAACGGCCACUUGGCCCCUCUGAAAGUUACAUUACAGAAUCCCUUUUUGUUUAAUGAGAAUAAUUAUUUCUAUAUUGUAGCUCGAACCAAACUGAUAAGUGUUAAACAAUCUGAAUGGCAUGCGUAUCAGCUUUUUACAUUUUAACAUUUUAAAAGUAUUUUUUAAUGUUUUAAAUCAUUGAUUGAGAAAACACUGUUUGCGCUUUUUUUGUCGUUGUUUGGCAAGCCAAUAAUGGGCUAGAUUACAAGUGAAGCUCAAUUGCUACCGCAAAAAGUGCAAGCCCAGUCGUAAGGUCACAACAUUUUUAUUGCUAGACCCCAUAUUACAAGUUGUACACUUAAAAAAUACUCAUGGUAACUAAUGUUACAUAUAUUUUCAAUGACGAGUGCAAGGUGGAAACAAAUUCAUUGCUAAUCCUUGCACUCGAGCAAAGGGUAAUAAAGUGCAAAUGCAACUGAAGUUUUGUCCAGUGUAAUUAGGCCCACACCUAACUUUAUUGCCCUAUAUAUUCAAGUCCAUGUUCUACUCCCUAGGUGUCUGAUGUCCAUUUUACUUUUUCUGCUGCUCCCACUUGAGGUUCACACCUUGAUAAAUAUUCCAGUACAUAUCCGCUGCCUUGGGUGUUCACUUGCUCAUUUCUGUUGCUCCAUCCUGUGACAGUUUUAGAGAACACUCUGAUACUGUAAUCCCAAAGUCAGUCCUGCACCUUGCCGUAACUUUCUUGAUCUGUAUAUUCCACUCUAUGCUCUGUUCCCCUAAGUGUCUAUCUGCCCAUUUUAAAUGUUGUUGUUCCUGUCCAACUGCUCCUUUGUUGCUCUAAAAAUUUAAGUCCGAUACACCAAACUGAACAAAAUAAUCUCAGUCUAAUAUGCACUACUCCAUGCAAUGCUUUUUUUUAUACCUUUAGUGUACUUAGCACUUGUGUAGAAUAGGAACAUAUCCUUCAUCUCAGAAACCACUGUGAUAGUCCACUAGUUUAUAGGGACAGUAAACAAAAAGUGGGCUUUCUGCCAAACUCCCUAGAGAAGCCAAAAGCAAAAUCUGUAACCUAGGUUUCUGAAAAUGCUGUGAAUCACAUCAAAUCAUUUUUUUUAUGUGCAUCAUUUACAGGUAACAGAAUUUUUUUUUGGCCUCUCCCAGGAGCAUGAGACAAGCACAUUUUUACAGAAAACUAGGCAGUGUUUUUUUUUUUUUUUUUUCCAUUUUUGUUUGUUUUUUUAAUACUUUAUUUUUGUAGUACAGGCAGUCCCCGGGUUACAGACAACAGUACAACUCGUACUUACAAACUGAGAACAUAGAGUUUUAUCACCAAUCCUUCUUUCCUGGAUAACCCAAAAUACUCAAAAUCCAAUUGUCACAAGGACAGAAAGUGAUGUGAAAUUUUCUGAACAGGGGCACAGAUAGCAAAACAAACUUUUCCCUAUGCAAUCAAAAACUAAAAAAAGUGCCUGUUCCAAAUUACAUACAAAUUCAACAAAAGGGACAUUAUACACUCAUUUUUCUUUGCAUAAAUGUUUUGUAGAUGAUCUAUUUAUAUAGCCCAUAAAGUUUUUUUUCUUUUAAAAAAAUUGAUAGUUUUGCUUAUUUUUAAAUAACAUUGCUCUGAUUUUCAGACUCCUAACCAAGCCCCAACGUUUUAGUAGAAUACCGACGUAUACCUACUCCAGCUGGCUCCUGUUUGUGUAAAGGGUCUUUUCAUAUACAGGGGGAGGGGGAGUGUCUGAUAUUUCCCACUUGCAGUGGGUGUUCCAGUAACCUUUUAAACAGAGCUAAACUGGAAGCUUCUAAGUAAGUUUUUAAACAGUUUUAUACUGGAUUUUUAUAUCAGUAUCUGUGCAUCUUAUUCUUUAUAGUAGUGUCUAUUACAUGCAGUUAUAUGAAAAUUGGUGUAUACUGUCCCUUUAAGAACAAACCUACAGAACCUAUCUCAUUCGUAACCUGGGGACUUCCUGUACUUAAAGUUACAUUUCAUACAAUGUUAAAAACACAUCAUCAAUAUAAUUUUGUUAUCCAACAUUGAAAACAUAGUAAUGCAUAACAAUUUUCUCACUGAUAAGCAAAUCAAAAGUGUGGAUAAUAACCUGAAUUCUCAAUAAAAUGUUUGGAACCAG